AUGUCGGCGGAACUACUAGUUCUGUUAUCUGUAGAUUUCAUUCAAUUACUAGAGGCCGCCGAUGAUUUUGACGUGCUCAUACGAGUUGGAGAGCAAAAAAAAGAAUUCAAGGCACAUUCCAUCAUUCUCCGAACUAGAUCAACCUAUUUCAAAAGUGCCUUGGCCGAUCAGUUGGUUGAAAAAGAAGGGAGCUUUUAUGUUUUCCAGAAACCAAAUAUAUCUUCCGAAACAUUUGCAAUUAUUCUCAGCGGAACAGUAAAGCUAGAAGAGGUUGAUUGGUCUUACAUGACGGCUCUUUUAUUGGCCGCAGAAGAGUUGUGUCUGAGUCAGUUGCUUGACUAUACACAGAAUUACAUUGUUGAAAAUGGAAUAAGUUGGAUGCGGAAUAAUUUAUAUAAUAUCAUACCCACCAUCUUCGAAAAUGAUAGCUUUGAAAUACUUCAGCAAUGUUGUGUAAGAAUAAUUUCCCAAGAUCCUCCCAAGAAACAUCGACGCUACUUUACCCAAUGGCCAGAAAAACUACUGUUGGCAAUGCUAAAAUGUGAUGAUCUUCAACUUGAAGAAAUUGAUGUCUGGGGUGUGGCACUGAAAUGGAGUGCAUCACAAGCACAAAUAUUACUUAGAAAUGUAAACCAGUGGAGUGGUGAAGAACUCUCGAGAUUCUCCAAGAAACUAGAGAAUUGUAUUGAAUACAUUCGAUUUUAUCAUAUUUCCGGCGCCGAUUUUUAUCACCAUGUUCGACCGUUCAAGGAGGCGUUUCCGAAUAAUGUGUAUGAAGAAAUAUUACGUUUUCAACUCACAAGAGAUACUUUAUCAAUCUUAUCAUUAGUACCACCACGAGGCAUCGUCCUAGAUUCUAACAUUAUUGGAUCACGUCACGCGGCAUUAAUUUCAAGUUGGAUAGAUCGUCAAGAAACUUUUGAUGGUUCUUGCCAGAUGGUGUCUUACCAUUUCUCUCUUUUACUCCGGGGUACACGAGACGGUUUUAAAGAACAGAAGUUUCAUGAACUUUGUGAUAAUCAAGGACCCACCUUGGUUGUGGCAAAAGUUAAAGGUACUGGAGAGCUGAUUGGAGGAUAUAAUCCGGUUGGAUGGAGUUCUUCAGGACUUUGGAUUGAAACCACGGAAAGUUUUAUAUUCUCCCUGGGUGAUGGAUUAGACCCUAAACUUGGACAAGCCAUAUUGAGUAGGGUGCAAAAUACAAAGUGUGCAAUUGACGAUUCUCCAUGUAUUGGACCAUGUUUUGGAAUUACAGAUUUGGUAAUGGUGGCUUCUUUCAGUCAUAGGUUGGGUCAGUUUAUCUACAAUCUUCCUUGGACAUGUCAACAAAAAUGUUAUGAGUUGCAGGUUACCAAAGAUACUAAUUUUGCAGUCGAUGAUUACGAAGUUUUCCAACUUACAAAAAAAGAAUACUUCACGGAAGAUUAA
Molecule: messenger RNA, 1428 nt
Organism: Acaulospora morrowiae
Lineage: Eukaryota; Fungi; Glomeromycota; Glomeromycetes; Diversisporales; Acaulosporaceae
Source: the annotation of a GenBank genome assembly